UUUUCCCAAGAUCAACGGUUCCCAUCACUCGGCAAAUUCGUUUUCCAUUUUCCAUUUACUUUUUCCCCUUCUCUCUCUCUCUGUCUGUCUAGUCUUUGGCUUUCCCUCUUCAGUGCUUUUUAAUCACAUCAUCAUAAACCCUAGCCUCCAUCUUUCUCUCUCUUUCUUUCUCUUACAAAGCCGGGAUUCACGUGAAACUCAGUCUCUCUAUUCUCUACCCUGAGCUUCUCUCUCUCUCUCUCUCUCUCUCUCUCUCUUCAUUUCUAGUUGUAGAGAGAGACCCAUCUUCUUUUUCCUCUUUCUCUUGGUAAAGAACAGAGGUCGUGGGUUUUUUUUCGUUGUUGUAUGAAUUUUUGGAGUUGAUCGAUCUUUGUCUGUACGACGUUGUCUUAUUUUUCUCUUAUUGGUUACUCACUACCAUGUUGUAAUUUUCUACACUAGUUUCCUUUUUGUUUUCCUUUGAAAAAACGAAACAAGGACAUUUCUAUAGCUGAGUCAGAACGGUUCGAGUUCUUCUGAAUUGUAGGUUUGGUUUUUGUAUAAGUAUCCUGGAGUUAUCCGUCUAGAUCCGCUUCCUAAAUGGAGGGUCGUUUCUCGAUUUUGUUUCUCUUCACGUUUCUUUGGGCUUACGGGGUGGUUUGUUGAGUGGGGCUUUUCGGGGUUGGUUUCUUGUCUCGACUGAGCCAGCUCGGUGGUUCUUGUGUCUAUCUGAGUCAACUCGGAACGUGCCCACUGAGUCAACUCGAUUGUGGUUAGGAAAGAUCGAGUGAGGUGUUAGGUGUAGGCAGAAUAACCUAACGGCGAUGCCUUCAGUGGGGAUGAGGCGGACCACAAGGGUAUUCAGGAUGGUGAAGAGCUCGGAGGUAGCCCGGGUUCUUCGUUCUGGGCGGCGGCUCUGGCCGGAUUCCGGUGAGGCCAAGCCCAAGAGGCUUGCUAAUGAAGGUGAUGAAAACUACAACCUGAUGAAAAAGACUUCGAAGAGUGAAGUAAACGGUGUAGCUGCUGAGGUAAAUGGGAGGCCCAAAAGAUUAGGCAACGAAGAGAAUUCAAGGAAACAAUCCAGGAAAAUGAAAGCUGGAGCCUUAAACGAUAGUGGGAGUGUAGAUAAGAUGUUUGGGGUUGUGUAUACUAGGAAAAGGAAGAGAAAUGGGGUUCAAAAUGGACAUCUCUCAGGGAAUUCGGAGCAGGAAAAUUAUGGGAAACAGAUUUCCAGAAGGCAGGCCGCUGAGAAUGGGAACAGCAGCAAGCGUGUUGAAGAGCCUAAAAUGGUUUCUUUUGUUGUGGAAAAUGGGGGUUGUAAUUGUUGUUUUUCUACUUUUUUGAUUUCGGUUUUGGGUUAUGUGAGAAGGGCGGAAGUAAGGUUGUCUGAGCUUGCUGCCUUUUUGAUGUCGCAGCCCAUAUCUAGUGUUUACGCUUCAAAUGGUGUUAAUUUCUUCUGGGGACCUCGAAAUAGAACCGGAAUAUGCAAGUUUUUUGGGGCCAAAGAGUCUAUUCCGUUGUUUUCUUUGGAUUUUUCUGCAGUUCCCCAUUAUUUUCUGUUUAUGCAUUACAGUAAGGUUCUUAGAUUCAAGCGUAUACAAAUAGUUCCUGUAAAUAGUGAUGAAACAGUGAGCGACAGUGAAGAAGAUGAACCAUGUGUAACUUCUGUUGUAGAUGUUUGGAAGAGUACGACUGGAACUGCUGCAGUUGAGAUUGAUAAUCUUGGGAGCAAAGUUGUUUUGCAUCCAUCUGUUAGAGCUUCCAAACUAACAGGUCGAAAUGCUCAAUGUAGAAAUGGUCUGAGUUCUCGCAGUAUUCAGAAGAGGAGGAGUUCUUUGAGGAGAAGGAGAGCUAGAAAUCCUUCUAUUGUUGGUAUACACAAGGCUAAUGGUGCUCUAAUGUCUGAUUUGAUCAGUAGUAGGAGAAAUGGCAUUCCUUUUUCUUCCGUAGUUUCUAAAAACAAGCUUAGGAGUUCAGUACGCAAUAGUUCUGUGGCAAACAUGAGUGAUGUGGGCUCUUCCAUAUCGGAUUUAAUUCAAAAUGUAGACUCAUCUCAGUGCUCUGCCAAUAUAUUGGUUGUUGAAGCAGACAGAUGUUACAGGGAAGAAGGAGCAAUUGUCACUUUAGAGCUCUCUGCAUCCCGAGAAUGGCUUCUUGUAGUAAAAAAAGGUAGUUCGACUAAGUUCGCAUGCAAGGCAGAUAAAUUUAUGAGGCCUAGUUCUUGCAACCGUUUCACUCAUGCUAUAAUUUGGACUGGGGAUGAUAAUUGGAAGCUUGAGUUUCCAAAUCGGCAGGACUGGAUCAUUUUCAAGGAUCUUUACAAGGAAUGUUCUGAGCGCAAUGUGCCUGCUUCAACUGUUAAGGCAAUCCCUGUGCCUGGGGUUCAUGAAGUUCCAGGUUAUGAGGAUAGACGCAGUGUGCCAUUUUACAGACCAGAUUUCUAUAUCUCUUUAGAUGGUGAUGAGGUAUCUAGAGCCUUGGCAAAGAGGACGGCAAAUUAUGACAUGGACUCAGAAGAUGAGGAAUGGUUAACGAAGUUAAAUAAUGAGUUUUUUUCUGGAAAUGGUCAUUGUGAGCAUCUUUCAGAGGAUUGUUUUGAGCUAAUGGUUGAUGCUUUUGAGAAGGCCUAUUUCUGUAGUCCAGAUGAUUACUCUAAUGAGAAUGCUACUGCUCAUCUGUGUCUUGAUCUGGGGACUAGAGGACUGGUUGAAGCUGUUCAUACUUACUGGCUGAGAAAAAGGAAGCAGAGGCGAUCAGCACUGCUUAGGGUUUUCCAGGGUCAUCAGGUCAAGAAAGCUCCGCUAGUUCCAAAGCCUUUUCUACGUAAAAGGAGGUCAUUUAAACGUCAGGCUAGCCAUGGAAGAGGCAAGCAACCAUGUUUGUUGCAAGCAUUGGCAGCUGAACGAGAUUCCAUUGCUGAACAGAACGCCAUGCUUAAACUUGAAGAAGCUAGAGUCUCAGCAAGCAGAUCUGUUGAGUCCGCUGUCCUCAAACGCCAACGCGCACAGUUACUAAUGGAAAAUGCGGAUUUAGCAGCUUACAAAGCCAUGAUGGCACUUAGAAUUGCUGAAGCUGCUCAAUUUACUGAAUCUUCAGAUGUUGCAGUUGCUCAGUUUUUUGAUUUAUGAGAUGUUGGGUACUCGUAGCUUAAUUGGGAUGUUUGCCGGAAUCUGGGUUAUUUAUUUCCUGGGAAAUCACAAGCUGCAUAGCUGUUUUUGAAGGCCCAGGGACAGGGAGGACGACUUUGGAAAAGGGUACUGUAAUAUUGUAUAGGUUUAAAUAGAAUGUACAUUCUGUAUUGUUGUAACAUCACACCAAAAUUUUUUGCCAGGGAAUUUGGUAGAGAAAUCUGAAAAGAAGAAGAAUUACAGGAAAUUGAGUCUUGACACAUCUUGAUCAAGAUAUUAAAAUGUUUUUAUCUA
Theobroma umbraticum is the source of this 3401-nucleotide messenger RNA. RefSeq names its product Enhancer of polycomb-like transcription factor protein. Gene Ontology annotation, biological process: regulation of transcription by RNA polymerase II. Gene Ontology annotation, cellular component: NuA4 histone acetyltransferase complex. Lineage: Eukaryota; Viridiplantae; Streptophyta; Magnoliopsida; Malvales; Malvaceae. The record is from RefSeq and is a predicted model, not a curated record.